This is a messenger RNA of Rhodofomes roseus, 1269 nucleotides long. RefSeq lists its product as uncharacterized. The record is from RefSeq and is a predicted model, not a curated record. The transcript is spliced from 7 exons. Lineage: Eukaryota; Fungi; Basidiomycota; Agaricomycetes; Polyporales; Fomitopsidaceae. Bases 1 to 1269 code for a protein of 422 amino acids.
AUGCAGAAACUGGCUGUGCAGUAUGGCACAGGUGUGACAAGAAAAGAACGACAGUCAGAAUGUGAUCAUGUAGAGGAACUAAAAGGGCCUGUUCUUCUCCCAAAGUCUUCACAUGUUUGUCAGAACUGCAAGAUGACAUUGGACAAUGGCACAGCACCACAACAGGCACUAGCCAAUGGGCUGUGGAUUGGAGGUACCUGUGCACGCACUCUCAUUAGCCGAGUUAACCAUAACAGAUGUGUUGUUCGUGUCAAGGGCUCUCUGCAGAUAUGCCAUACCAUACCUAUGCCAAAGGUAUACAAUGCAUUACCCCCUAGCCCUGAGGAGCUGGAUGAAGUGCUUGCAUACAUAUAUAUUGGCCCAACAAAACCAUUGGCCAAGGAACAUCAUCGCACUCCACUGCUAGUGAGACACAAUAAAGUGGCCAAUGCUCUGGAAUGGCUCAAGCUCAAUCACAUAGACUAUGCAGACCUCACCAUAUCUUACAAGAAUUUGAACAUGUAUUCUGAGGACAGUCCUCCUGUCAUUGUAGACUAUCAUCCUGGUGAUGGCGGAAAGGAUGAAGAGGCUAAGGCUGCCAAUGACACAGAUGACAAUGAAGGCACCACUGAAGGGCCAUGUCCAUUUGUUGUUCAUGGGCUGAUGAGUACCAAUGCCCUUCGUGCAUAUGCACUACAGUAUUUCAAGAAUAAAAAGAACAUGGCACUAGCCGCAAUGUUCCCAUGGCUGUUUCCAUAUGGACUUGGUGGUCCUGGCAAUGCCCGUGGAUAUGCAAAGGUAUCUGAGGCAGAGAGGAAACAUCAGUUGCUGAUGUAUCAUGACAAGCGGUUUCAGUUUGAGCAAUACUUUCCACUAGUUGCCUUCAAUCAUGAACAGAUCAAAAACAGUACAACAGGAGGAUUUCUUCUUGCAGAGCAACAGAAAUUUCCAGACAUUGCCAAACGAAUACUGUCCAUUGAUGAAAGUGUGCUUGCACACCUGACAGAUAAGCUAAAGGACGGUCAUCAUUACAAGCCAGAGACACAGGCUGAGAAAGACUGCUACCAGCUCAUACAGGACAUUGACCAUGUUGCACAUAAAGUUCAGGGCUCAUUGACCAACAGAAAAUACAUGAGAAAUGAGAUAUGGGCUCUUACUUCAUAUCUUGGAGCACCCUCAUGGUUCAUUACAUUUGCACCAGCAGAUGUAAAACAUCCGCUUUGCCUGUAUUUUGCUGACACAAAUGAGACAUACAAGCCAGAAUUAGUACUGGAUAGUGACCAAGGUUAA